Molecule: messenger RNA, 3798 nt
Organism: Cherax quadricarinatus
Lineage: Eukaryota; Metazoa; Arthropoda; Malacostraca; Decapoda; Parastacidae
Source: RefSeq, a predicted model, not a curated record
UCUUAAACAUUUUUUUCCUCCUAGGUGAAGAGUCAGACAUUGUAAAGAUCCGUGGUGCCAAGGAUGAUGUUGACCAGUGUUACACGUUCCUCAGGAAAAUGUUGAAAGAACUUAAUGAAUCAAAUUACCAGGUUAAAAUCUCUGUCUUCCGUCAGUUCUACAAAUACAUCAUUGGCAAAGGGUGGAGCAAAUAUCAGGAAGAUCAGAGAAGAAACAAGCACUCGCAUUGAACUGCCAUCAGAAGGUCAAAAGAGUAACGAGAUCACCAUUACAGGCAAAAAGGAGGAUUGUGAAAAGGCUUGUGAGAUUAUUAAGAAAAUUCAGGAUGAUUUAAUAGUUGAGGUAAACAUCUACAUCCCAGUGAAGUUACACAAGUCAUUGAUUGGUCCAAGAGGAAAAUUGCUUCGGCAUGUGAGUGAAGAGUGUGGAGGUGUAGACAUAACGUUUCCACCACCAGACAUAACCUCAGACAAGGUGACAAUUAGAGGUCCAAAGGAGGAGGUUCAUAGAGCAGAAGUGAUGCUAGAAGACCUCAGCAAUGAAAAACAACUGGCCAUCUACACUGCUGAGGAGGAAAAAGCAAAAUUAAGACUGCAGUUUGAAGGAGCGGCUCCUAUUUUAGAUCCUGAGAUCAUUGUAGAUACCUUGACAAUAGAUCCAGGAUAUCAUCAACAUUUUCUUUCAUGGAGGGGGGAAGUCCUCCCUCAAAUUAGGGAUGAAUGCAUAGGAGUGACUAUUUCUUUCCCACGGUUGGGUCUUCACGAUGACAAGGUUACCUUCAGAGGACUUAGAAAGUAUGUUGAAAGAGCUAAGGAUUACAUCCAGGAGAUGGUGAAUAAUCUUCAUGGGUUGACCUUGGAAGUAAUUAUUCCACAAAUAUAUCAUGAUUUCCUCCAGGGUGUCCGGGGCAGUAAGGUGCAGGCACUCGCCACAAAGUUCAAAGUAUACAUAAGAUUUCCUGAAAAAGACAGAGGCUAUUUUGCCAGGGGUAAACAAAAUCAUGGACAACUAAAUUGCAAGGUUAGUGAAGAGGCAGGUGUGAAGCCUCAAGACAUUGUGCGUAUUACAGGCCAGGAAGACAGAUGUAAAGUUGCUCGUGAUGCCCUUCUAAAUCUAGUGCCAGUUACUGUUGAAGAGAACAUUGCUUUCAGACACCACCGUUUCAUUAUUGGACAGAAUUUCAAAAAUAUUCUUAAUGUGAUGACAGAAUUUGAUGUGAAUAUUCAAAUGCCCAAACCAGAGGAUCAGAGUAACAUUAUCAAGAUUGUUGGCUCACCAGCCAACAUACAGCAUGCUCGGGAAGCUCUUAGAGAAAAAGUAUGUUACUUGGAAAAUAAAGAGUCGAUCCAGAAGGCAAGAAUUUUUCAGUCGUGGAUUGAAAAGGAUUCAGAAUAUAAUAAAGUCAUUAGAAAGAAAAGAUGUCUCAUCUGCAAGAUCAGGGGUAAUUGUAAGUGCAGAUAUCAGUUUCCUCCUCGCACUGAUGCAGAGGAACACAUCACCAUUGAAAAAUUAAACAAAAUGAUUAAUUCUGCAGAUAUUGAUGCCAACAUACAAUUUCGCCAUUUCAGUAAGAUAAGCUGUAAGAUGCAUAUCGGAAAGCAGUAUCAUCGUUUUCUGAUUGGCAACAAUGGAGUUAACAUCCACAAGAUUCAGUGUGAGACGGGAGCCCGCAUCAUUAUCUCCAAAAAUGAGGAUAAGGACACAGAAUUAAUUAUCAUAACUGGCAUAGAGGAUGCCAUUGAAGAGGCAAAGAGGCAGCUGAAAGCCAUUUUUGAAGAGAUUAAGUUCAUUGUAGAAGAUACCGUGACAGUAGCCGUGAAGCAUCAUCGACAUUUUAUCUCACGGAGGUGUGAGGUCCUCCGUCAAAUUAGUGACCAGUAUGGAGGAGUGAUAAUUUCUUUCCCAUGGUCAGGUGUUCAGAGAGACAAGGUUACCAUAAAAGGAGCCAGAGAGUAUGUUGAAGGAGCAAAAGCUCGCAUUAUGGAGAUAGUGAAUGAUCUUGAGGUGAACUUGGAAGUAAUUAUCCCACAAAAACAUCAUCAUUUUUUGCUGGGUGUCCAGGGCAGUAAGGUACAUGCACUCUCCACAAAGUUUAAAGUACAAAUCAGAUUCCCUAAAAAAGGUAGUAUCUCUCUUGCCAAUGGUAAACAAAGUCAAGGACAAAUAAAUGGCAAGGUUAAUGAAAAGGCAGGUGUGAGGCCUCAAGACAUUGUGCAUAUUACAGGCCAAAAAGACAGAUGUGAAGCUGCUCGUGAUGCCCUGCUAAAUCUAGUGCCAGUUACUGUUGAAGAGAACAUUACUUAUGGAUUUCUCCUCUUCAUUACUGGAAAGAAAGGCAAAAAUGCCUUUAGAAUUAUGACAAAAUACAAUGUGGUUAUUUUUGUGCCACAGUAUGGGAGUAAUAUUAUCAAGAUCACUGGUUCACCAGCCAACACAGAGUGUGCUCGGCAAGCUAUAAGAGAAAAAAUGCAUCAAUUGAAAGAAGAAGAGUCAGACCAAAAAGCAGGAUCUUUUCGGUUGCAGGUUGAGGUGGACCCUGAAUAUCAUCCAAGGAUCAUUGGAAAGAUUGAGAAUAAACAUAAUGUCACCAUUCAGUUUCCUCCUUUCAGUGAUGUAAAGAAAAAUAUCAUCACCAUCACAGGAUUUAAGAAGAAUGUACAUGAUGCAAAUGCAGCUAUUUUGGCUCUUACUAGGGAAUGGCAUAAAAUGGUGACACACACUAUUCAAAUUGAUAGCCGUUUAUAUUAUCUUGUUCGUGGUCGGACUGUCAAGAAGGUCAUGGAAAAGUUCAAGGUUACCAUAAAAGGAGCCAGAGAGUAUGUUCAAGGAGCAAAAGCUCGCAUUAUGGAGAUAGUGAAUGAUCUUGAGGUGAACUUGGAAUUUAAUUAUCCCACAAAAACAUCAUCAUUUUUUGCUGGGUGUCCAGGGCAGUAAGGUACAUGCACUCUCCACAAAGUUUAAAGUACAAAUCAGAUUCCCUAAAAAAGGUAGUAUCUCUCUUGCCAAUGGUAAACAAAGUCAAGGACAAAUAAAUGGCAAGGUUAAUGAAAAGGCAGGUGUGAGGCCUCAAGACAUUGUGCGUAUUACAGGCCAGAAAGACAGAUGUGAAGCUGCUCGUGAUGCCCUGCUAAAUCUAGUGCCAGUUACUGUUGAAGAGAACAUUACUUAUGGAUUUCUCCUCUCUUCAUUACUGGAAAGAAAGGCAAAAAUGCCUUUAGAAUUAUGACAAAAUUACAAUGUGGUUAUUUUUGUGCCACAGUAUGGGAGUAACAUUAUCAAGAUCACUGGUUCACCAGCCAACACAGAGUGUGCUCGGCAAGCUAUAAGAGAAAAAAUGCAUCAAUUGAAAGAAGAAGAGUCAGACCAAAAAGCAGGAUCUUUUCGGUUGCAGGUUGAGGUGGACCCUGAAUAUCAUCCAAGGAUCAUUGGAAAGAUUGAGAAUAAACAUAAUGUCACCAUUCAGUUUCCUCCUUUCAGUGAUGUAAAGAAAAAUAUCAUCACCAUCACAGGAUUUAAGAAGAAUGUACAUGAUGAAAAUGCAGCUAUUUUGGCUCUUACUAGGGAAUGGCAUAAAAUGGUGACACACACUAUUCAAAUUGAUAGCCGUUUAUAUUAUCUUGUUCGUGGUCAGACUGUCAAGAAGGUCAUGGAAAAGUUCAAGGUGGAGAUAAGGUUCCCUCGUGGAGAUGACUCAAACACUGUUGUGAUAAUGGGGACUCAAGAGAACAUUGACAAGUGUAGGAACCUCUUAUUUAACAUGAUGGAAGAAUAUAAGCAGAACAUCACUGAUGAAGAAGA